AUGGAAACUUAUAACGUUGAAACUGAAAUUCAAAAACCAGAAGGCACGGAACCUUUACCUCAUAUAACUUUAUCUACGAAGGUAUCUGAGAAAUCCAAAGAAAAACUUAAGACUUUGAAAGAUAUUCAAAAAACUAAAUUAAUCAAAAGUUCAAGUCUACCAAAAUUACCUAAUGAUAAGAACAAUUCGACAAAUUAUUUCGAUGAUAAUUUACGAAAAUUAGGUACAGAGAACAAAUUCAAUAAAAGAAGUGCUAGUUUUCAUGGUUCUCAUUUGUUCACAAAUUACGCUGACACAUAUUUUACUCCCGAAACAAGAUUAAUGAUUAAUGAGCUAGAAAAACACGCUGAUGAAUUGGCAAGGUCUCAGGAUCAAAUAAAUAUGUUUUUACCAAGAGAAAUUAUUAAUAAGUUGAAAAUGGAUAGGAGUUCUUUAUAUAAACAAAAAUUUGCUGAAGAAGAUGAAGAAUUUGAAUCAGACGCUACUUCCGAUUAUUCUGUUGAUGAUGAGGAAGAUGAUGUUCAAGAAAAGGUUUUAUCUGAAGAACCAGAUCCUAUGUUUUCAAAUGAUCAAAAGGAGAUUGUUGAUGAUGAUCCGGAGAAAGCUUGGAAAGAUUUUAAUUGGAAUUCAAAUAUCGAUGUAACUACUAUGAAGUCACAAUCCUUAAGAAAUUCUUAUAGAGCCUCGGGUAGUUUCAAUAGAAAUUCUUAUCAUACAACAUUUAAAAAUGCUUCUUUGCAACAAAAUUCUAGAUCAAAUUGUAAAAAUAUUAAUAUCCAACAAUGGAAGAAAGAAAAAGAUGCUGUGAAUUAUAAUAGUAGAAAAAUUUAUAAUCCUUCGAUUGAUAAUAAAAGUGAUUCUAGUAUUGGCGGUUCUAACGGAAUUUUGAUUAAAAACGCUAAUAAUGUAAGAUCAGAUUAUUUUGAACCUAGAAUUGAAGAAUUAAAUCAACCAUCAGAAAAAAUAGAAUCAAGCGUUGAUAAUAAUUUGGAUCAAGAAAGUGGAAAACACGCGUCUUCUUCAUCUCGAGAAGGAAGUGAUGAUUCAUUAUUAACCGGUGAUGCAUUACCAGAUAAAAUGUUAGCUCGAAUAGUCAAGUUAGAAUUCGAUCCACAAUCACCAAAUUCUAAAGCAAAAACUUCCAUAAGAUUAAUCAUUCAUUCAGUUACUCAUCAGACAAAACCAAAUUCAUCUUAUCAUGAACUAUUAAAAAAAUUGUUUUUAUUUCCUUUUGAUUAUCAUUCUUUUGUAUUUGAUACUUUGAAAAUUGACAUUUACGAACAUGCAAGUUUUUCGUAUGCAAAGAAAAAAUUAGGGAGAGCAUUUAUUAGGCUAAUUAAUUUGAAAGAAUCCAUAAUGAAUCGAAAGGACUUUGAAGGAACUUUUCCAUUGGAACUGAAUGGAGUUUCGCAUCCUCAUAAAGUCGGAUCGAUACAAAUUGCAAUAAAAUUCCAUUUUCCAAGUGAUCCACCACUUCUUAUUCCAAAAAUGCCGAAGCCAAUUCGUUCAAAAACCGUGCCGUCUUUCUUUCCAAGCAUCAAUUCCGAUAAAAGUAAACAAAUAAUGCCUCCUUCUGUAACAAAUACAAAGAGAAAUGUCGAUGAAGAAGUAUCAACCGAGAUAUCAGACGUUGAAGAUGGAGAAUUUGCAAUAACUUAUCCCGAAAAUAAGCCUUUAGGUAUACUUGAUAUGGUAUUAAGUCAGGAGACAAGAGAUGCCAUUAAAGAGAUUACUGUAUUAUACCACGCUUUUUUUGAUCAUGGAUGGAAAUUGAGUAAAUUGGAAUUUUUGAAAGCUUAUAUGUUAUUAGAGAAAUAUUAUAUUAAAAAACCAAACCCAGUUACAGGAAUUGUGUGUCAUGAUUUAGAAAGGAUUCAAAAGGCUCAAAAAUAUUUGAAGUAUUCUAUGGCUUCAUAUGGAUCUUUCUUGUUCAAUUGGUUCGGAUAUGGUCACAGCAAAGCUCAUUUAAAUGCAAUUAGAAUAAACUCGGACCGUAAGGCUAUACAAGAAUUCUUUUCCCUAGAAAAAGAAGAUAUUAUUUGUUGGGAAUACGGUCAAAAAGCCGUAUCGGUUCCUAAUUAUAUGGUAAUUCAUGAUCCAGAGACCAAAUCUAUAAUUAUAUCUAUUAGAGGAACAAUGAAUGUUACUGACGUGAUAACUGAUGCAUUAGCACAUCAUGAACCUUGGAAUGGAGGAUUUGUUCAUAGAGGAGUACUACGUAGUGCAAAAUACCUUGUAAAGCAUUCAUUAAAAGAUAUUAGAGAAGCAGUAAAAAAAUUCGAGUCCAAAGCAAUACAAGUGAUUGGACAUUCAUUAGGAGCUUCAAUUUCAUCAAUUGUUACAUUGUUAUUAAGAGAAAAAUGUCAAGAUUUAAUCGCUCAAGGUAUUGAUAUACAUGCGUGGAAUUUUGCUACAGCACCUUGUUGUUCACUUGAUUUAGCUUGUAAAGCCGAGACCGAAAAUUGUAUUGAUAAUUUUGUUAACGAGAAUGAUGUUAUACCAAGAUUGAGUUAUGGAAAUUUAAUGGAUUUUAAAGAGUUGGUAAAAUUUGCCGCUAGUGAAUUGAAAAAUGAGAAAUACAGAAGGUUAAGUUCAAAAGAUAAAUUGGCUAAAAUCUUAACAUCAAUUGAUGAUUAUCGAACUUCUUUAAAAUCAAAGUCUGCGUCACAAAAAUUAUAUAUACCUGGUACCAUAUAUUAUUUAUAUAAAGGAUUUUAUAGAACACAUGUUAAUUCUUCAGAGGCAUAUUAUACAAAAGAUAUUGUAUGUGAAAAAUCUAAACCCGAUUUAUUUACGGAUAUCAGCUUACGUAGAAAUUGGUUAUUUCAUCACUUUCCUGAUAGAUAUGAUAAAAAAUUUAAAGGGGUAACAAAAUCAUUAAUUAGAAAAUUGCAUGGAAAGGAUUGUUAUGGUAGAACAAGCGAUAAAUUAAUGAAAAAAUGGAAACAAAUACCCGAAACCGAGAUCGUUAUCGAAGAAUCUGGUAAAAUGGGAAAGUUGAUGGCAAGAACCGGUCAUAUUUAA
This is a messenger RNA of Funneliformis geosporum, 3024 nucleotides long. The record is from the annotation of a GenBank genome assembly. NCBI's taxonomy places the organism in Eukaryota, Fungi, Glomeromycota, Glomeromycetes, Glomerales, Glomeraceae.